Messenger RNA from Closterium sp. Yama58-4, 954 nucleotides. The record is from the annotation of a GenBank genome assembly. NCBI's taxonomy places the organism in Eukaryota, Viridiplantae, Streptophyta, Zygnematophyceae, Desmidiales, Closteriaceae.
AUGGCUCUGCGAGGUGGGCGCGGGGAGUCGUGGGGGGAUAGGGUGGGAGGAGAGAGGAAGAGGAGUGAGAACGAAAGGGGCACGUGUAGUUGUGUAGCAGGUAGUCGCUCACACUGCCCUUCACGGCUCUGCGAGCUCUAUGUCCUGCCGCACCACCACCUCACACAUCAACACAACAACACCCACAUCACCGUCCCCUCACCUGCCUUCCACUCGCACCCACCUGGCAACAGCGCUGAGCUGUCUCGUGCCCACCACCAGCAGCUCUAUGUCCUGCCGCACCACCACCUCACACAUCAACACAACAACACCCACAUCACCGUCCCCCCACCUGCUUUCCACUCGCACCCACCUGGCAACAGCGCUGAGCUGUCUCGUGCCCACCACCAGCAGCUCUAUGUCCUGCCGCACCACCACCUCACACAUCAACACAACAACACCCACAUCACCGUCCCCCCACCUGCCUUCCACUCGCACCCACCUGGCAACAGCGCUGAGCUGUCUCGUGCCCACCACCAGCAGCUCUAUGUCCUGCCGCACCACCACCUCACACAUCAACACAACAACACCCACAUCACCGUCCCCCCACCUGCCUUCCACUCGCACCCACCUGGCAACAGCGCUGAGCUGUCUCGUGCCCACCACCAGCAGCUCUAUGUCCUGCCGCACCACCACCUCACACAUCAACACAACAACACCCACAUCACCGUCCCCCCACCUGCCUUCCACUCGCACCCACCUGGCAACAGCGCUGAGCUGUCUCGUGCCCACCACCAGCAGCUCUAUGUCCUGCCGCACCACCACCUCACACAUCAACACAACAACACCCACAUCACCGUCCCCCCACCUGCCUUCCACUCGCACCCACCUGGCAACAGCGCUGAGCUGUCUCGUGCCCACAACCAGCAGCUCUAUGUCCUGCCGCACCACCGCCUCGCAUAUCAACAGAAGUGA